UUGUCUCCCAAACUGAUUACAAAUGAAAAAAUGUCAAAUCUGUCUGCAAAAUCCAAGUGAAAUACACGUAUAGGUUACAUCUUGCAUGUCUUAAUGCUAAACGAGACAUUUCUUUUCUAACGCAACCCAAACGGGAAAAUGUGCGAGGUCUGAUCAUACACUCCACUCACUUUAGUAAAGUUGAUAACAUUACAUUGUUGUUUUCAUUUAACAAUUAUGCAAAUCAGGGAGACAACUGGAUAGUUCCUUUCACAGACGCGAUUUGUUUCCCAAAGGUCACCAAAAAGAGCCGGUCAAAAAUAGCCGUUCGUUCGUUGGUCUGUUUGCGGAUCAUUACUAGUCCACGUUGUAUGCACAAUUGCUUUUCUCUGUUGAGUACUUUCAAAUCGAGUAAUUGUUCAGAAAAGUAUAUGUGAGCGAAUAUGUGGUCAGUUCAAGGUCAGUCGUGAGCUCUUCAAAUCAUUGACGAUGGAAAUUGAUGUUUCCAGUAUACACAAAGGAAAUGAUUAUAAUGCCACAAAGACAGAUCUGUGUUUGUUGCUGGAGUGUCUGAAGUACCAGAUGAAAUGUCCCGAUUCACAGAAACAAGCACUUCUCACCAUCUACUCUAUAUGUCAACAGAGAGAGGAGAAUGUGGACUCUUUUAGAGAGAUGGGAGGGGUGGUGUUUGUGUAUAACCUGUCCAAAUCCAGUUGUCACUCAGAAGUCAGGGAGACUGCUCUCUUCACGCUAGGAAUGCUGGCAGAGGUCAAUGUGUACUGUAAACAGGCCCUGUGUCGGAGGGAGACGUUCAGGGACCUGGCAGAGUGUCUUGUGCAGCAGGGUAGCCCGCUGACCCAGAGGAGAGUCGCUGUCUAUUUGCUCUCUGUCCUGGUUGCCAACAACAGGUCCGGCCAGGCGUUUGCUCAGACAUCAGGCUGUCUGGACAUUUUGCUGGAUUUGUUCAGGACUAGUUUCCCUCUCUCUGACGAGGCCGCCGUGAAAACUGCUAACGUCACACAGCUGUUCCAGGUCUGGAGCUCUGUGUCCAGUGCUCUGUGUGGCUGCGUUAACAACCCCCAGAAUGAGGAGAGCCAGCGUAUCUGUGCGUCGGCCUUCCCCUUCGUCAAAGCCUGGCUGCAGCAGCUUUCUCACCCCCGCGCAGAGAUGGUUCAGCCCAUCUGCUCCUUCAUAGCCAUGACCGUCGCCAACAACUAUUGUGUUCAGGAGAGUUUUUCCGCAGUCGGUGGGCUCAAAACUCUGACCUGUACUCUGAUUCGCUUAGCCUCAGAUGUCACCCAUAGCCCACCGGCCUGUCAGCUGUCCGUCACCCUGACCAAGACUCUGUCAGCCUGCAUCAGUGACAACCCCAUGUUGGCAUCAAGCCUGGCAGGCUAUGGUUUGGUUCCUCACCUCCACUCCUUGCUGUCCAGCCCCCUCCUGGAUCCCCGAGACAGGCUGGUUGUCAUCCUGGCCCUGGGACACUGCACCGAGGCGUCCGAGGAGCACCAGUCCCAGUUGUUAGAGUGUGGCGGUCUGUCUGUCAUCAUCACCCUCCUGACCCAGUCUGGCAGCCCGGAGCUCAGUAAGGCUGCGGCCUUCGUCCUGCACAGCUGCCGGCAGGCUGCGGGCUGUCUGCGUGGAGCGGCCCACGUGGAGUCUCCGGGUCAGGGUGGGGACGUGGAGGGCUACCGGCAGUCAGCCAGAGACAUGCUGCGCAGGAUCAAGCAGCUGGAGAGACACCAGGCUCAGGGAGCCGUGGAGGACACCCUUAAUGCCCCAGGGCAGCCGCUCCAGUCACCCCUACCUCCCUCCCCGUCCUCACUCCUUCCCCCUUGCCCCUUCUCAGCACCCUGCUGGGACAGGAGAGGUGUGGCAGACCGGAGAUGGACGGGAGAGCGAGACCAUGAGAGAGGAGAGGAGGGAGGCGAAGGGGUGGGGAUUUCCUGUGAACGCACCCCGCUCCGGGAGGUUCCAGGGGGACAGGAGCGGGUGAUGUACGGAGACCCAGAGAGCCCCGCUCUGACACAAUUAACACGGAGGGUUAGAGGUUGUGAGAGAGGACAGAGGAACCAGGUGGAGGACCAAGAGGAGGACCUUUCCACGUAUAAAGAACCGGACCUGAGGGAGCGAGUAAGGAGACGGAUAUUCCAAGCCGGUGAGGAGGCUCAGAAACCCAGCCCCAGCAGGAUGGGGAGAGGGGAGGAGAGGAGAAACCCCAGAGAGGAGAGCCACAGGGCUGGGUACAGAAACAUACGAGCCGACCCGGAAACAGACGGGGACUGGGUAGCUAAGAGGGGAAACGCCCUCCGAGGAAACGCUAAAACCACAGCGGAGGGCACGCAUGCACACGCACAGACGGAAAGCUGUGCAGACCCGCCCCCUGGGAUGGGAGAGCAGGCCCACACGCUGUCCGGGCGUUGCCAGGGGAAACGGCCGGCCCUGUCAACGAUGGAGGGUGCCCUGAUUCAGCCCGGCGGUGACAGCCAAGUGUUCAAGUGUCCAGCCCCUAUUUCCGUCCAGCCAGGCAUGAGCAGGCCGAAGACACUGUUGGAUGAUGAGGAUGCCUUGUUCGUGUGUUCAGAGCUGCUUGACAGUGAGAUCAGUACGAUCUUGGAGACCUCAGCCACCACACGUAACCCAACCUCCAGGUGCUCAGGCUGUGUGUUGCGCUUUGGGGAGGUGACCAGCUGGUGGUUCCCUGUCCUCCAGAGGUCCUGUCCCCACAGCUGUGACCUGCACCGGGUGCUCCAGCAGGUCACACACGCACACACACAGCGCCUCCGCGACCACAGGAGGAGAGACGCGUGCGCAGCAGAACAGAGAGACACCCGGCCACACACUCUCACCCUGGGGCUCAGGAAGGGAGAGACGCAGGGAGAAGGAAAGAGGCCUCGGUAUCAAUGCAGUGAUGUGAGUCUCACCCCUCUGAGGAAGUCUGGUCCGAAUGCAGGCAUCAGCCUGACUCCUCUGUGUGGUGGUGGUUUGUCACGUGUGACCAGCAGGGGGCAGGAGAGAGACAGUAGAACCCCUCACAGGGAAGAUGAUGUCACUGAUGAUCAGCAGAAGACCGUAUCCAUGGGAAACCCCUGUUCGACUCAAACUGAGCUGAGCAAUUCCAAAACCAAGGAAAGUGAGAUGACCAAUGAUGAGAGGAGAGAGAGGAGGAACUUCAGCUCUGAUGAGGAGAGUUAUCUGUGUCAUGGUGUACAGAGGUUUGGUCCAUCUUGGAAUGCUAUCCUAUGGGCAUAUCCCUUCAAGCCUGGACGCACCAAUGUAGAUCUGGCCAAGAAAUACAAACGCAUGCAGUUUAAAGCCUAGGGAAUGGAUUCAGUUUCUCCAUCAGAUCCUAGAAGAACAACCUGAUUCUCGCACAUGCAUUUAAUGUUCCGUAGUGUUUGGAAUAGGACGAAGUAAUUAAUGUAAUCAUUUACACUUGAUGUUUUCGUUUUGUUCACUGUUAUUGUAUGUAUCGAGACUGAGAUUGUUAGUCACUCUUCAACUUGUUUCAUUUGAAUUAAACACAAGGUUUUCUGUA
Messenger RNA from Esox lucius (northern pike), 3517 nucleotides. RefSeq names its product telomere repeat binding bouquet formation protein 1 (gene terb1). Lineage: Eukaryota; Metazoa; Chordata; Actinopteri; Esociformes; Esocidae. The record is from RefSeq and is a predicted model, not a curated record. Gene Ontology annotation, biological process: homologous chromosome pairing at meiosis; meiotic attachment of telomere to nuclear envelope. The coding region runs from base 469 to 3300 and encodes 943 amino acids. The transcript is spliced from 22 exons.